UCCAAAAAGUCAUCCAAACUGGUCGAGAUGUUCAUCGAAAGCUUCCUGCUGCUAUUGGCGCUCAACUUCCUGUCCGCAGGACGAGUAAACCGACCGGAAGGACGAAUCAUCGGCGGAGGACCCAUUGAAAUAGAACAGGCUCCCUGGCAGGUGUCCAUACAAAAUAAUGGCAGCCUUCAUUGCGGGGGCUCCAUUUAUAGCGAUAAUAUCAUCAUUACUGCGGCCCAUUGCUUUUUUGAUGAAAACGCCAGACGAGUAGAUCACAAAGCAUUUAAAGUUCGCGCAGGAUCCGCUCUAGAUUUCAAUGGAACUCUUGUCGAUUUGGCCGCUGUAAUAACCCACGAAAAAUUUUUGUAUGUUCUACAAAGAAACGACAUCGCCAUCGUGAGGUUAAGUAAGCCACUUGAGUUCACAAGCAAAGUUCAGCCCAUUCCUUUGGCUAAGACGAAUCCUGCUCCUGGAUCAAUUGCCUCCGUCUCCGGCUGGGGAGUGACAUAUAUUUUUAACGAUGGGACGCCUUUUUAUCCAAAACAUCUUCAAGGAUUAACCCUGCACAUUAUGAGACCUUUAAGCACUUCACUCGGUGGUUCCUCACAACUAUGCGCAGGAACUUAUGGGAAAACGGUUUGCCAUGGCGACUCUGGAGGACCAUUGGUGGUUAACAAACAACUUGUGGGUGUUGUCUCUAUGGGGGAUUGCUCAUCUAGUGCAUUCUUCUCCAGUGUUCCUUAUUACCGUGAAUGGAUCUUAAAUGCAAUUGCCUCAAUUCAGUAAUACUUUCAAGUAAUGUCAGCGAAACCAAAUUAAUAAAUAUUCCCAAUAGCAUCUGCUCAAAGCAAAA
Drosophila teissieri is the source of this 841-nucleotide messenger RNA. RefSeq names its product trypsin alpha-like. The coding region runs from base 28 to 774 and encodes 248 amino acids. Gene Ontology annotation, molecular function: serine-type endopeptidase activity. NCBI's taxonomy places the organism in Eukaryota, Metazoa, Arthropoda, Insecta, Diptera, Drosophilidae. The transcript has a single exon. Gene Ontology annotation, biological process: proteolysis. The record is from RefSeq and is a predicted model, not a curated record.